Molecule: messenger RNA, 1125 nt
Organism: Aspergillus bombycis
Lineage: Eukaryota; Fungi; Ascomycota; Eurotiomycetes; Eurotiales; Aspergillaceae
Gene: erg27
Product: protein erg27
Exons: 1
Coding region: 1-1125 (374 amino acids)
Biological process (GO): signal transduction
Cellular component (GO): cytoplasm
Source: RefSeq, a predicted model, not a curated record
AUGGCACAAUAUGCAAUGCACAUGGCUAAUGUCUGCGACGGUUUCUCUAUCAUAGAUCCUAAUUUUCUGGCUUUGUGGAUGGCUUCCUCUGAGGUAGACCAGAAGGCCUUGGGCAAUUUCGCGGCCUUAACCAGCCUCGAAAACCCCUUCUUGUCCACAAUGCUUUAUAGAGUUCUAGGCCUUUCGGUCAUGCUUUCGAAGAAGCUACUUCGCGCACGACGAUUACGGCGACUGGACCCUAGCCGAGAAACCAAGUCGCUCCAGUUAUAUCAUCAUAUCUUAUGGCUCUCCCGUGAAGGAUUACUGAUUUUGGAAGAGUUUGUUCUCCCGAUGGUUCAGGGAUAUGUGGAACUGAAGAUCCUAGCCUAUAAACUCCGAGCAUCUUUUUACCACAUAUUUGUACUUUUCCACAAUCAGCCCGCAGUUCACUGUCCGGGUAUCACCAGUUUCCCGAGCAAUGGUACCAAACUAAACGACGCACCAAAAGCCGAAUCACCAGGUAAAGAACCUGGGUCAAGGUUCUCGUUUAGAUUGAACGCAGAGUCAAUAUCAGUCCCUGAACAGCCAGCUUACAGCUCGGGGAACGUCUCUCGGUACACUGCUCUCCAGGUUCCCCCGGGACUUGCACCCGUUCAAACGCCCAAGGCGUCGUCCUUUCUUCUUCCUGCUCUCGACUACACCCCUACGGCGACGGCAUGCUUCAAUCACGCGUCUCUCUUGGCUGAACGAUUUCUUCCUGGCUCCCACCCUUUGCGUCUGUCUAUUAAGCUCGAAUAUGCCGCGUAUCUUUACGAUUGCCUCCAUGAUUCCAAUGCUUGUCGGCGGGUGGCCAAACAAGCUAUAGCGGAUGUGUAUAAAGCCCAAGAGGCUAUGGAUGAUGAAAGCUUCGCGGAUGCCGCUGAGAUCGUUGGAAUAUUGGGAAAGAUGGUUAAGCGAGGAGGCAAGACUAGCAGCACUGAAGGUAGCAGUACGGCCUCUGCGACACUUCGGGGCGGGAGUUCGAGGAGUGAAAUUGGUGAUACACCGGCAACAGUCACGCCAGUGCCACCGGUAACAGCAUCACCAAAGACUCACAAUGACUUGCCGCCGGCCGUUCCUGACCCUACCAUGAUGAACCCAAUCUAG